Tauraco erythrolophus (red-crested turaco) is the source of this 1761-nucleotide messenger RNA. The record is from RefSeq and is a predicted model, not a curated record. NCBI's taxonomy places the organism in Eukaryota, Metazoa, Chordata, Aves, Musophagiformes, Musophagidae.
CAGAUGACUCUGAGGACGCAGCACGUUCAGGACUCCAAGAUGGGCUUUGUGAUCAAUGCAAUAUACUCCAUGGCGUACGGCCUCCACAACAUGCAGACAUCACUGUGCCCAGGCUAUGUGGGCCUCUGUGACGCCAUGAAGCCCAUCGACGGUCGGAAGCUCCUGGAAUCCCUCAUGAAGACUAACUUUACUGGGGUCUCUGGGGACAUGAUCUUGUUUGAUGAGAAUGGCGACUCGCCAGGAAGGUAUGAAAUCAUGAAUUUCAAGAAAAUGGGGAAGGACUACUUUGAUUAUAUCAAUGUUGGCAGCUGGGACAAUGGAGAGCUGAAAAUGGAUGAUGAUGAAAUAUGGCCAGAGAAAAAUAUUAUCAUCAGAUCUGUGUGCAGUGAACCCUGUGAAAAAGGCCAGAUAAAGGUGAUCCGUAAAGGAGAAGUGAGUUGCUGUUGGACCUGUACUCCUUGUAAAGAGAAUGAAUAUGUAUUUGAUGAAUACACAUGCAAAGCCUGCCAGCUUGGCUCCUGGCCCAACGAUGACCUCACAGGUUGCGACCUCAUCCCAGUCCAGUAUCUCCGAUGGGGUGAUCCUGAACCAAUUGCAGCAGUUGUUUUUGCAUGUCUGGGUCUGCUGGCCACCUUAUUUGUUACAGCUAUAUUCAUAAUGUACCGUGAUACUCCAGUGGUCAAAUCAUCCAGCCGAGAACUUUGCUACAUCAUUCUAGCCGGCAUCUGCUUGGGUUACUUGUGCACUUUCUGCCUCAUCGCAAAACCUCAACAGAUUUACUGUUAUCUUCAACGAAUUGGCAUCGGCCUCUCCCCAGCUAUGAGUUAUUCUGCUCUAGUAACUAAAACCAACCGCAUUGCAAGAAUCCUGGCUGGAAGCAAGAAGAAAAUUUGUACAAAGAAACCUAGGUUCAUGAGUGCCUGCGCCCAACUGGUUAUUGCAUUUAUCUUGAUAUGUAUACAAUUAGGCAUAAUUGUUGCCCUCUUUAUAAUGGAGCCACCAGAUAUAAUGCAUGAUUACCCAAGCAUCCGGGAGGUCUACCUGAUUUGUAACACCACCAACUUGGGUGUUGUCACUCCCCUUGGAUAUAAUGGAUUAUUAAUUUUGAGUUGCACCUUUUAUGCAUUUAAGACAAGAAAUGUCCCAGCUAAUUUCAAUGAAGCAAAGUAUAUUGCCUUUACAAUGUAUACCACCUGCAUCAUUUGGCUGGCUUUUGUGCCAAUAUAUUUUGGAAGCAACUACAAGAUAAUCACCAUGUGUUUCUCAGUGAGUCUGAGUGCCACGGUGGCCCUUGGCUGCAUGUUUGUUCCCAAGGUCUAUAUCAUCCUCGCUAAGCCUGAAAGAAACGUACGCAGCGCAUUCACCACAUCAACUGUGGUCCGCAUGCACGUAGGGGAUGGAAAGUCAUCUUCAGCUGCAAGCCGCUCAAGCAGCCUAGUGAACCUCUGGAAAAGAAGGGGAUCAUCUGGUGAAACCCUUAGGUACAAAGGCAGGAGACUGGCCCCGCACAAGUCGGAAAUAGAGUGUUUCACCCCAAAAGGGAGUAUGGGGAAUGGUGGGAGAGCUACAAUGACCAGUGAAGAAUCUGUUUGCAUUCCAGACUGUAAUCGAUCUGAGUCAAGUAGAGAGGAGAAAAAGGUUCCCGUUAAAGAGGAUGCCCUAACAGGCAAAAAGACUGGAAACUGUGUCAGUCUAAUAGUUCCACAGCAAGACUCUCAGCUGCAAGACCUACUCAAACAGUUAAGAACAUGUGCUGCUUAA